Molecule: messenger RNA, 1638 nt
Organism: Peniophora sp. CBMAI 1063
Lineage: Eukaryota; Fungi; Basidiomycota; Agaricomycetes; Russulales; Peniophoraceae
Source: the annotation of a GenBank genome assembly
AUGUCCUCCCUAGCCGAAGUCCUCAAGAACGGCGAAUCCUCCAAGAUCGACCUAUCCACACCAAAAGCAGCGCAAUACCUAGACCAACUGACGACCUACCCACUGAACCAACUGCUCUCUGAACCCACGAACCUCUCCUCGACCUCAUCCCAACUCACCAACGCCUUGACCAACCUCUGCACCUCAUCAUAUCCGACAUUUCUCUCGCUGCAUACCACAACAUCAGACCUGACAUCCACAUUAUCAUCCUUUUCCGGCACUCUCGACGGACUGCUGCAAGACCUGCCUGACCUCGAAACCUCUGCGCGCUCUCUGUCGGCAGAGAUCACAGGCGUACAAGCCGAACGCCGGCGCGCGGCCCUCGUGCUUGAACACAGCGCCAAACUUCAAGACGUCCUCGAGAUCCCGCUCUUAGCCGAAGCAUGCGUGCGGAACGGGUACUUCCAAGAAGCACUCGAUCUCGCCGCACACGCCGCAACACUCGCAACCCGCUUUCCAACUGUGUCCGUCAUCAAAGAUGUCCGGCUCGAGGUCGACGCAGCAGUUCGCACCCUACUCGCACAACUCCUCUCCAUGCUCCGCGAACCCGCUAAACUACCGCAACUAUUCAAAGCCGUCAACUUCCUCCGACGCAUGCAAGUCUUGCCCGAACAUGAACUGGCGCUCGCAUUUCUCACAGGAAGGCUUGAAACGCUCGAGCUAGCUCUACAAGCGGUGGCGCUGGAGAAGAAGGGUGUUGAUAAGGAUAGGGAGAAAGAGGCAUGGGUGCGAUAUAUGAAGCGCUACGUCGACGCCUGGCGAGAAGGCGUACACGACAUCGUCACGCAGUACACCGCCAUAUUCCUCGACCGCGCCGUCCCCUCCGAAGCCGAAUCCCUCCAAACGCUUCUACCCGCCGCGACAGCGCAUCUGCUCGGUCGAUUGCUAGAGGAACUCGAAGAGGCGUUACCGAAGAUCGCGGACCCUACGGCGCUCAACUCGUUGCUUACGCAGUUGACGUACUGCGCUACGUCCUUUGCACGCGUCGGACUGGACUUUCGAUCUUUGCUCCCUCCGCUAUUUGCUGGUGCUGUCGCGCGUACAGUGUCUGCCGAUGUCGCUGCUGCGAAAGAUGCGUUCACCCGGACGCUCGAGACGAAAAAGAGCAGGCCGGCACGAUCAUGGCUAUUCUCCGGCACCGGCGCACCGGUGCAUCCUCCCACAAACGUACUGGACUCUCCACCACAUAUACCGCCCGCCGUACUUGCAUCAUACCCGCCUCUGGCGAACUAUGCCAACGCGCUCCUUACAACGCUCAACUCCCUCCGCUUACUCGCACCCAAAUCCAUUCUCUCUGAACUGAGCCGCACGCUCGAUACAGCGUUAGCAAAUUCCGCUGUCACGCUACUGGAGUAUGCGAAGGGUCUUGGAGAAGGUGAAGAUGGGGAGGUUGUCAAGGUCGCGGGGGAGACGUUCGUAAAGGUUUUUGUGCCGUUUGUGAGGAGGGCGUUGUUGGAGGGUGUUUAUGGCGCGCCGGUUGGAAAUGCGGGGAUGGAUGAGGCACUUUCGAAAGCGCUGGAUGAUUGGGAGGGGUGGCUGCGGCCUGAUGCAGGCUUGUCGAAUGGCACGUCAGAGGCGGUCGAGCAGGGGUACACAUGA